AGAACACAAGUGGUGCUUUAUCCACUCCCAGUAAGAGGAAACCUUAAAAGCCUCAGCUAAGCCCGCUUUUACCUCCACUUUCCCUCCAUUUUGACCCACGCAGAGACGCGCACAUGGCAGCAUCAGCCCCGCAGCAAGCAGGCCGAGGCGCUCGAAUGUUGGCCUUGGCUUUACUCCUCAUCGGCACAAUCGUGAAUGCUGGAGUUGGAGCACAAGAUGAGGACAUUGUCACAGAAGCCAUGCCAACCAUGCGUCCAGAAGACUACAUCCGAGGAGAUAUGAUUCCGGGUGUAACUCCUCUUGACGGUGACUAUGAAAAACUCACAGCUCUGUUAGACUCUGACGCACCCGCUGAGCAAACUACACCCGUGCCAACUCCCGUACCAACGACUGACGAAGAGGAAGCGACUGCGGCCGAAAUUGAUGCAGCUGACGACGGACAGGUCACAAUAGAGGUGUAUCCUGACCAACCCCAAAUCCAGGAGCAACAGACCCCCGCACCUUUGCCCGGUAGAGGAGACGGCCCAGACAACAUUCUCAGGAGCGAUGUGGUGUGUGUCGGGAAAGAGGUGCUCCAGGAUAAAAACGCUGUCAAUCUGAAACUCGCCCACUCUUCCAACUGUGAAACGACCAAAAUGAUGAUUCAGAGUGUUAUCGAGGAGUUGUGUGGGGAUGACUGCAAGCUGGAACUCUACCAGGAGGAGAACACAGACCAGAUCCUUGUUUCUGGACAGUAUGUUGAAGAUGAUAUCAAAGGCAUGGUCAACAAGUUUAAUAAUGAUAACAUCAAAGAUAAGGCCGGAGUAAAGGAGGCAGCUCCUCACUGGAGAAAGAACUCUAAACUGGUGCUGGUUUCCCUGCUGGUCACUGGCUUGCUUUUGGCCGCACUGCUGGCAGCUGGGUACUACUUUAAGACCCACCGCAAGAAUUCCAAAGGAGUCCGGCUGGCCGAGUCCUACCAGGUGGAUGAGGAGAACCAGGCCAACACCCUGGUGUCUGUCGCCCCCUUGCCUCAAGAGCCCCUUGACAAGGCCACCGCCAACGGAGACUCUCCGCCAGAAAACGGAACCAGCCCCUCCCCGACCACUAACGGCCACUCUGCCGCUGCCCAGACCCCAGUGGCCGACACGGAGAUGUGAAUCUUAACACAGACACAACCCCCCCCCUCUCGACCUUAAACCUUCAACCACCAGUUUAAUACACUACUCACAAUAGCCAACUGCUGCCUUGAAGGGUUUCCACACUUUGGAAAAACAAAUUGAGCAAAAUCAACUGUCCUUCUUACCUGCAACCAACUCCCACUUCCCCUAACGCCGCUACUCCAUACUGGCUCCGUGUUUCCCUCAGACUGAGUCCUACCAGUUGAAUGAUGAGCACCAGCCCAACACCCUGGUGUCUGUUGCCCCCUUGCCUCAGGAGCCCCUUGACAAGGCGACCGCCAACGGAGACUUUCCGCCAGAAAACGGAACUAACCCCUCCCCGACCACUAACGGCCACUCUGCUGCCCAGAACCCAGUGGCCGACACGGAGAUGUCAACCAAUCAAUCAAAGUUUACUUAUAUCGCCCUGAAUCACAAAUGUCUCAAAGGGCUGUGAAUCUUGACACACUAAGGGUUUCCACACUUUGGACAGACACAUUGAGCAAAAUCAACUGUCGUUCUUGCUUGCAACCAACUCCCACUGCCCCUAACUCCGCCACGCAGGAUGAGGGAGACAGUGAGAUCCAUCAUGACAAUAAUGACAAUGCCUGUAAUGUGAAAAGUCUGCCUUCCAAGAGGAGUCCAUUUAUUUGGGAAUGAAACAGCUCAGAAGCGUGCUGACUGGCAUCUUGAAGUAACAGAAAUUCUACAGUCACUCGAGUAAUGUGCUGUUGGUUCUCAACAUAAGUUACUUUUUCUUUGUUACACCAAGGAAGGAGACCAUCUUUUAUAUUCUUGUACAAAUGUAUUGUUUUUUUUUUUUUUAUCGUGCUUUUGUAUUUUUUUUUUUUUUAUCUUCUAAUGCACCCGAAAUCUCAUCAAAACAGUAAAAUGUACAACUGGUAAUGUCAAUUAUAUCAAUGAAUGAAUCCUCUUUGCCCUUUUUAGAGCAUAAGGUCUCAGCGAGUUGUCUCCACCUCUUUCAGUCCUCUUCAUCAUCUUGCCACGAGGUGUUGGCUAUGCCUAGAUCUGUGUCCACAGCCGUAGCCUCCUUCUCGUCCCAAUGGCAGCUCUGCCGAUAGAUGUUGGAGGUUUCCGAAGACUUUGACGAGCUUGUGACCUGUUUUUACUAGCAGUUCCUAGAUACAGAUUCUGUUAGGCCACCAAAUUCCUAAAAUGUGGCAUAGUCUUGAGUUAAGGAAGGUCUUGAGUUUCACAAUGUUGAGUUGUGUCAGGCCCCAGCCGUGCAGAAGGAUGAACUUCAUGUUGGAUUCAACGAUUCGUAAUUUGGUGUUGGUGGCGGUGUUACUGGACCUCCAGACUGGUUUUAACCGGGCAAACACAGCUUUGGCAUUCCCUGUGGGUGCCUCCACAUCCUUGGUUCAAUUGACGGGGAAUUAAUGGGUUGCAAAUAAAUGUGGGCGAGUUAGAGAAGUAUCAGCCAGAAACCAGAGCUCAGGUCCAAGGGUAUCGUCAUACAGCAUUUGGAUUUAAUGAAGAAAGCAUUGGGACUUUUUACAGACAUCAUUUAAAAACCUAAGUAUUUCUCUUUGUGCUGCAAACUUUAGGCAAAUCCAAAUCAAAAAGAAGGACUUUUUUGCUUUUGUACAUUUGACUUUUCAUACAAUAUGAGUGUACAGCUUUUUUCACCUACACUGAUUGCCCUGUUUCCACGAGAAUUGCAUCAACAUUGUCUUUUAUUAGUUAAUAAAGCAGAAAAGCACAAAAAGUCAAUGCUUCGCUUACUCAACCUCCAAGUCCACCGCUGUAGCACUUGAAAGAAUAAUAAUAAGAAAAAAAAAGCAUGUCAAAUGUAUUUAAGUGCAUUACCGAAUGCAGCUGGGAUAGGCUCCAGAGAGAGACAAGCGGUAGAAAAAUGGACAGAUGGAUGUUAGCCAGACAUUGGGUUUGCAGGCAAUCCACUUUUUGUACGAUUCGGUAUUUCAUGAAAACCUUGCUCCAGUUAAAGAACAAACUCAUUCUCAAGGUUGAUCUUCUUUCUCCUCAGUAUCAUCAAGUAUUUUUCUAGUGAAUUCAACUGAUAAAUAAGCCGGUUUGGAGCCAAAAAAGUUGCACGUGCUAGCAGUUUGAUAGAAAUUAGGUGAAAAACAUGAUUCAAUUCAAAAUAGAACUAGCAAAGUACCAAGGUACCCACAAAAAUUAUGUACAUUUUUUAUUUAUCCAUUUUAUUUGUCAUUUAUAUCUAUCUUUUGUUAUUGUUAUCUGCAUGUACAACUACAAUUAUUCUCUAUUAAAUGUGGUUUGUGUUUA
This is a messenger RNA of Nerophis ophidion (straightnose pipefish), 3410 nucleotides long. RefSeq names its product hematopoietic progenitor cell antigen CD34. The record is from RefSeq and is a predicted model, not a curated record. Gene Ontology annotation, cellular component: membrane. The coding region runs from base 114 to 1139 and encodes 341 amino acids. The transcript is spliced from 8 exons. Gene Ontology annotation, biological process: cell adhesion. Lineage: Eukaryota; Metazoa; Chordata; Actinopteri; Syngnathiformes; Syngnathidae.